Messenger RNA from Phaeoacremonium minimum UCRPA7, 771 nucleotides. RefSeq lists its product as hypothetical. Lineage: Eukaryota; Fungi; Ascomycota; Sordariomycetes; Togniniales; Togniniaceae. The transcript has 7 exons. The record is from RefSeq and is a predicted model, not a curated record. The coding region runs from base 1 to 771 and encodes 256 amino acids.
AUGUACUUCAAGGCACGUAAUGGAACAUAUAAGCGUGUCCCUCAGGUUCCCAACAGAUACCUAUUUGGAGACAACUUUACGACAGCGACCCAGGGCGGCUUUACUGUUUACUACGUCUCGGAUGGGCCAGUUGGGGAUUCGAUGCAGCGCGAGAAGAGGGAUGAGCAGAGGAAGUACCAGAGCUGCUUCCGCUGCUACACGGGUCCGGUCGUUGAGCCUGAUUAUGGAGGCGACCUACUGGCUCCUUGCCAGGAUCCAAGAGUCGACACCGAAGCCUUCCCUGCGAACCCUUGUCCGGGUGGCAUUCGCUCCAACAUCCUCUUCCCCACAUGCUGGGAUGGCAAGAAUCUCGAUAGUCCCAGCCACAAGGAUCAUGUGGCAUAUCCCAUUGAAGGGCCAGAUCUUUUUACUGGACGACCUAACGGCACCUGUCCGGAAAGCCAUCCAGUGAAAAUUCCACAACUGAUGCUGGAGAUUGUCUGGGACACGACUGGAUUCAACGAUGUCGCGGAGUGGCCUGAAGAUGGAUCACAGCCGUUUGUCCUCAGUAUGGGUGAUAGCACCGGAUACGGGCAGCAUGGAGACUAUGUCUUCGGAUGGAAAGACGACGCUCUGCAAAAGGCAAUGGACGCAAGUUGCUAUGGCGCGUCGUGUUCCGAUCUCAAGACACAGGAGGUUGGCCCGGCAGAUGAAUGCGUGGUGCCGGUUACUGUUGAAGAGGCUAGAGAAGGAUGGAUCACAAAGCUGCCAGGUGAUGGGUCCGGAGCCUGA